AUGGGCAGUCCUCUUCCCUCUUCCAGAAAGAAGGUUACUGUGGGAACAAUUCGUUCUCUACAUAAGAAAAAGGAGCCCAUCACUGUCAUCACCGCCUAUGACUUUCCAAGUGCGCACGUGGCAGAUGCUGCUGGUAUGGACAUUAUCCUUGUUGGCGACAGCCUUGCCAUGGUUGCCCUUGGAAUGGAAGACACUAGCGAAGUAGUGGUCGAGGAGAUGAUUCUUCACUGUCGAUCGGUGGCCAGGGCAACAAAGGCCGCUAUGAUUAUUGGUGACCUUCCCAUGGGCUCAUACGAGAUUGGGCCAGACCAAGCCUUGCAGAGCGCAAUUCGCUUCGUCAAGGAAGGUCGCGUUCAUGGCAUCAAGCUGGAAGGCGGAGCCGAGAUGGCGCCCACGAUCAAGAAGAUCACCUCGGCGGGCAUCCCAGUCCUUGCCCACAUUGGCCUGACUCCACAGCGCCAAAACGCCCUUGGUGGGUUUAGGGUACAAGGCAAGACGGCGGAUGGCGCCCUGAGCGUGCUCCAGGAUGCCCUCGCAGUCCAGGAGGCUGGCGCUUUGCGACCAUUUCUUCCGAAAUUUGUUAAGAAGUAUGGCGAUGUCUGGAGCGAAAGUCUUCGAGCGAUUGAGACAUACCGCGACGAAGUGAAGAGCCGGCAAUACCCGGCGCCCGAGCAUACCUAUCCCAUCUCGAAUGAGGAGCUGGCGGCUUUUGAACAGGCCGUCAAGUCCAAGGAGUGA
Molecule: messenger RNA, 738 nt
Organism: Parascedosporium putredinis
Lineage: Eukaryota; Fungi; Ascomycota; Sordariomycetes; Microascales; Microascaceae
Source: the annotation of a GenBank genome assembly